AUGGCGGCGUUUAAACCGUACAAGUUCGUCUUUUUUGACAAAAACGUAAAAAAUAGUAACUUGUACAAGCAGAUAAUUGCACACCUGGAUUUGUCAAUUCUUUGUAAAGAAAUUUAUGUAAGUGAAAAGUUUUGCCAUUUCAAAUACGAACAUGUGAGUAGGAACAAAUUGGUGUACUUUUCAGAUCACAACUUGGUCGACAAAUUGAAAUGCCCUCCGCGUGACCGCAACAUCGGGGAGCACCUUCUACAGCUCACCUCCAGAGGGACGCAGCAUGCUCAUGACCGCACAGAUGAGGAAGACAAAUUUGAAGCGAAAAAAUUGCAUAGCGACACGGUGAAAGAGAAACCAACUGGAAUUCCCAACAACGAACUGCGUAAAAAUGAUGAAGAGGAUAUGCCCCCCCUCGUAAGUUUCUUUACGUAUGAUGAAAAAGAAAAAGACGAAUUUUUUAACACAUUAAAUUUGAACAGGAAAUACGAGGUGGACCACAUAAACAUUUUGUGCUUGAGCAAUUGCGACUCCAUUGUUGAUGCGCUUAGGCGGCAGCCAGGCAAACGGAGAAUUUCGAUCUUCUGCCCAUUUUACGUAAUUCAUGAUUAUGGCGGUGAUAGCGGCGAUAGAGGUGCUCUUCUCCAUAGCGCCUGGGGCAACUUCGGAGGGAAGAACGUCCCAAAAAGGCUUUCCGAAUUUUUAUACACCAUCGCUAGCGACUUUCUUCCCAUGAGUUACAAGUACAUUCUUAUGUCCGACCUCGUCCGAGCGAUUAUUGUAAAUUCGGAAUUGUGUCAAAACCGCGGGGAGGAAAACGUGGAGGUGUUGGAAUUCAUGGACAUGAUGCAGAUCAUAGGGAAGACCGUAUAA
This is a messenger RNA of Plasmodium vivax (malaria parasite P. vivax), 864 nucleotides long. RefSeq lists its product as hypothetical. The record is from RefSeq and is a predicted model, not a curated record. Bases 1 to 864 code for a protein of 287 amino acids. NCBI's taxonomy places the organism in Eukaryota, Apicomplexa, Aconoidasida, Haemosporida, Plasmodiidae. The transcript has a single exon.